AUGGCUCUUAAAGAAUAUUUCGAACUUCCAUGGCGAGUAGACAUCAAAACCUUCGUGAUACGCGGUCUGGGUAUAGUCACCGCUUUUCUGCUUGUCCUGCAAGUUCGAAAGGCCCUAAAAACCAGCGCGAAACUGAAACACAUUCCGGGUCUAAUAAUGUCUUGGAUAGACGCCCUUAAGUUCAUCUUUCACGCAAAGGCGAUCAUCCAAGAGGGUUAUACAAAGUACUAUGGGUCAGCAUUUAAAGUGCCCUUGAUUGAUAAAUGGAUGGUCGUCGUGAGUGGCGCCGAGAAGGUUGACGAUAUCCGGAGGUCUUCGCUCGAGCAGCUGUCUUCUCUGGACGCGAUCAUAGAUCUUUUGCAGAUGAAUCAUACUAUGGGUUACAGCUUAUGUGUUGACCCUUACCACGCCGAAGUUGUGCGAGGCGCUUUGACUCGUAACAUUGCCACACGUUUUGCGGACGUUCAUGAUGGGAUAAAGGCAGCCUUUGAAGACAAUAUACCGAUGACUGAAGACUGGAUUGAAGUUUCCGCAUACCAGACAGUUUUGCAAAUCGUAUGCAGAGUGAGCAAUCGGAUGUUUAUCGGACUUCCCAUCUGCCGUGAUCCCGAUUACAUCAAGCUCAACAUUGAUUUCACUAUCGGCGUUUUCGUUUACUCUCGUAUCAUCAACCUUUUCCCCAGGAUCUUCAAACCACACCCGGAGUAUACUGAAACUCUCCGAGCUGAGGUGGAAUCAGUCAUCAAUGCAGAAGGAUGCACGAAAGCUGCAAUGGGAAAGAUGAAUCAGCUUGACAGCUUUUUGAAGGAAGCGCAGAGUGUACGGCACUGUUGGCGUUUUCGGAAUGCGUCGUGUCGCUCAAAGCGACUUCGUUCUUUCGGACGGGAUUGUUGUUGUGUACGUAAUGUCUGGAACCGGCGUUCACUGUGUGGACACUGCCGUGUAAUACUACCUACCUACCUACCGACGGGCACUGAAAUCGCAGUGGCUGCUUUGGCUACGAAUACGGACGAGUGGAACUAUGAAAAUCCGUCAGAGUUCAGGCCCUGGAGGUUUUCUGACAGGAGGAAACAAGAGGGCGAGAACCUCCACCACAGGAUGGUCACUCCUAGCUUGGAUUUCAUUUUCUGUGGUCAUGGACGACCGGCAUGUCCCGGCCGUUUCUUCGCCGUCAAUAACCUCAAGGCUCUCAUGUCGUAUGUUCUUCUGAACUUUGACGUGAAAAUGGAUACGCUUCCCUCCUCCACAUGGUUAGCCGGCGAUCAGAUUCCUGAUCAGAGCAUUAAGGCGUUGUUCAGGAAGCGCGUAUAUACAUACCAGUCUUAUUGCUUCUCUAUCGACAUGGGUCUCCAAGAAAACGUCAACCUAGCGCAACAAGUGGACAUUGCCUUACUACUGCGCAGUUUAGGUCUAGCCGCCACAUUCCUUCUUGCCUGGCAACUUCGAAAGGCUAUCGACAACAGAGCGAAGCUGAAAGCUAUUCCCACGGUUGGGUCUUCUGGAAUCAUCACGUCUUGGAAAGAUGCCUUCCGAUUCGUCUUCCAUGCAAAAGAAAUUAUUCAAGAGGGUCAUAGAAUGCUUUUGCAGAUAGACUAUACGAUUGGCCGUCGUUUCAAUGAAGACUCUUACCAUACCGAUGUCGUUCGAGGCUCUUUGACGCACAACAUUGGCACGCGCUUUGCGGAUGUGCAGGAUGAAAUUCAAGCGGCCUUCAAAGAUAAUAUACCAGUGACUGAAGGCUGGAUAGAAGUCCCUGCAUAUAGAACAAUCUUACAAAUUGUAUGCAGAGCGAGCAACCGGAUUACCCAAGGCCGCAAUCGUGAUUACAUUAAACUCAACAUCAAUUACACUAUAAAUGUCGUCGUCUGCGCUCACAUUAUUCGCCUUUUCCCUUCAAUUCUAAAGCCAAUCGUGGGAUCCAUCUUCACACCCCGCAGGCAUGCAGCAGCCAAGAUGGAAAAAUUCCUUGGUCAGACUAUACGGGAACGAUUGCACCAAGACGAUGCGCAUGGCAAAGAUGGGCGGGAAAGCCGCGAGAGACGCACAGUGCAAGACUUGAUAAUUCGGAUGCUUGGCUUGAACUUUGCAGCCAUUCAUACGACGUCCAUGACAUCUAUUGUUGCUUUAUAUGCAUUAGCUGCACAUUCGGAAUACGUCCAAAUCCUUCGCGAUGAGGUAGAAACUACCAUCGUAGGAGAAGGGUGGACUAAAGCUGCGAUGGGAAAGAUGAAUAAACUGGAUAGUUUCGUUAAAGAAGCUCAGAGGCUAUACGGUGGAAUCGGUGCCUUCAGUAUGCUUCGUUUGGUCAAGAAAGACUUUAUAUUCUCGGAUGGGACGGUUGUUCCUGCUGGCAAUCAAAUCGCUGUCGCUGCUUACCCCACACAUAUGGACGAGGAGAACUACGAGGACCCAUUGGAGUUCAAGCCGUGGAGGUUCUCCGAUAAGAGGACAAAGGAGGGUGAGGAUAUUCGCCACCAGAUGGUGACAACUAGCAUAGAUUACCUUCUCUUUGGCAACGGACGACCCGUUUGCCCAGGCCGUUUCUUUGCCGUUAACGAGUUGAAGGCCCUUAUGUCUUAUGUUCUUUUGAACUUUGAUGUGAAGAUAGAUAAAGUCCCCGAAACCAGGUGGUUUCUCUCUGAUCAGUUCCCUAAUCAGAGCAGCAUGGCUAGCUCUUACACGAUAUAUAUUGGACAAUAUGUGAACGCCAUCAUGAUGCUCUUUCUGGCACUGAGUGGUUACCAUCGUUUCCGCCACUGCCUAUGCAUACCCCAGCUGGGAAAUGAAUAUUUCUUACCUGUUUCGGUCCGGCGUGCGUACUUUACGGAAGUUCGUCAGUAUCGUACGAAAAUUGGACGGCACUUCGCUGCUGGGCAUCCUGGGUUUGUCCUUUGUAUUUCUGCUUGCGUUCCAGUGUCGACAGGUUUCAAACAACCGGGGAAAGGUAUUCCUACGGUUGGGUCCUCUAGGUUCAUCGCAUCUUGGAAGGAUGCUUUGAAAUUCCAUUUCCCCUCAAAGGAAAUUAUUGAAGAAGGCUACAGAAAGUACUACGGGUCAGUGUUCAAAGUGCCGUUGCUCGACAAAUGGAUUAUCGUUGUCAGCGGCGCUGAGAAGAUUGAUGAGAUUCGAAAAUCCUCGCCUGAACAGCUGUCUUCACUGGAUGCAACCUCAGAUCUUUUGCAGAUGGACUAUACGAUGGGUAGCAGCGUGGCCGCUGACCCUUACCACAUAGACAUCGUGCGAAACGCCUUGACCCGUAACAUAGCUGUUUGUUUUGCGGACGUUACAGACGAGAUUCAAGCGGCCUUCAAUGACAACAUCCAGACGACUGAAGGUACCAAUUUUAAUUGUCUGUUUAGGCUCCACGCCUAUCAAGUUACUGUAGAUUGGAUCAACGUUCCUGUACACGAUAAAAUUCUCCAAAUUGUAUGCAGGGCAAGUAACCGCAUGUUUGUCGGCCUUCCUCUCUGCCGUACCGAGGAUUAUAUCAAGCUCAAUAUCAACUUCACGGUCAACGUUUUCGUCUGCGCUCAUAUCAUCAACAUUUUCCCAUCGUUCCUGAAACCAAUUGUAGGAUUCCUCUUGACACCCCGGAGACGCUUUAGCUCAGGCGGAGAGAUUACUCGGUCAGACUAUUCGAGAACGACUGCGCAAAGAGGACCUCCAUGGAAAGGAUUGGCCAGGGAAACCGGUAAGGAAUUACUGAAUGAUCUCCUCUCAUGGCUGCUCGACGCGACCAAGGACAACAAGGAAAAACGUACUGUACAGGAUUUGACCACUCGUCUCCUUGCCUUGAACCUGGGGGCCAUCCAUACAACGUCCAUGGUAUUCAAGACUGCCGUGUACACAUUAGCUGCACAUCCGGAAUAUGUUCAGAUUCUCCGAACCGAAGUUGAAUCAGCCAUUGCGGAAGAAGGCUGGACCAAAUCUGCGGUUAGUAAAAUGGAUCUUCUCGACAGUUUCUUGAAGGAGGCUCAAAGGCUCUAUGGAGAUCUCGGGGUCUUCGGUGUACGUCGUACGGCGCGAGAGGAUUUCAUCUUUUCAGAUGGGACAAUCGUGCCAGCCGGCAGUCAUAUCGCCGUAGCGGCGCUCUCCACCCAUGUCGAUGAGAAGAAUUACGAAGAUCCGUUACAGUUCAGGCCUUGGAGGUUCUCUGAGAGGAAACAGGAAGGUGGGGGUAUCCACCAGCAGAUGGUUACCCCCAGCCUAGAUUAUGUUCUCUUUGGUAUUGGACGGUCAGCAUGUCCAGGACGCUUUUUCGCCAUAGACACGCUGAAGACCCUCAUGACUCAUGUUCUCCUGAACUUUGACGUGAAAACAGACGGCAUUUCCACCGCAGGCCAAUUACCUACUCACCAAGACCGAAACAAUGACAUCUUCUUCAGGAAGCGCGCGCGCACGCCAUAG
This is a messenger RNA of Desarmillaria tabescens, 4407 nucleotides long. Its product is annotated as cytochrome P450. Gene Ontology annotation, molecular function: oxidoreductase activity, acting on paired donors, with incorporation or reduction of molecular oxygen; monooxygenase activity; iron ion binding. The record is from RefSeq and is a predicted model, not a curated record. The transcript is spliced from 35 exons. Bases 1 to 4407 code for a protein of 1468 amino acids. Lineage: Eukaryota; Fungi; Basidiomycota; Agaricomycetes; Agaricales; Physalacriaceae.